AUGGCCAGUUGUAAUGAAAUUCAUCAGCUGCUUCCUGAGGACGUGAUUAUUGAGAUACUCUUAAGGCUGCCCGUGAAAUCUGUGAUUCGGGCCAGAGUCGUAUGCAAAAAUUGGUACACUAUCACCAAAAACCCUAGUUUUGUUACUAAGCACUUCAACCACCCCGCCAACAGUGGCCGUCUUUUUGUUAACCGUUUUGACAAAAUAUCCAAAAAUAUGUUUUCUCAUUGUUCCCUGAUCAAACACUGGCCGGUUCUCCGCCGGAGUAUCAGGAUGUGGUGGUGGAUCUGCCCAACUAUCUUAAUUUGGGUUAGUGCCUGUAAUGGCAUACUGUGUAUUUCCUAUCACUUGCAACGCUUUGCUUUGUGGAAUCCCGCAACAAGAGAAUUUAGGUCCCUCCCCGCUCUCCCUCGUAACUUUCCACCCAAUGUGGCGAGUUUCCGAGAAACUUUCGGUUUUGGUUUUAAUCCCAUUACUAAUGAUUACAAGGUGGUUUGGAUUUGGAACACUAAGGAGGAUGUUGGUGGUCUUCACCAAAUAAGCUAUGGUCCUUAUCAGGCUGCUGUGUACACCCUGUCUACUGAUUCCUGGAGAUAUCUUGAAGUUGCUUUGCAUUAUGCUAGCAUUCGUAACCCUCAGUCUAACACAUGCAUUAAUGGAGUUUAUUACUGGUUUGCAAUAGACAAUGACGAUUCUCGUCUGAUCCUUUCAUUUGACAUGGGCAAUGAGUUGUUUCAUGAGAUACGCGAUAUUCCCAGUUCAAAUGAUGGAUACAUUAACUCUAUUGCUCUGAUUUAUUCUCAUUCUGGUGACAUAUGGGUGACGAUGGAGGAACGGGAUGGUGAUCGUCAUGUGGCCUUAUAUGAUCCAGAGACUCGUGAAAUUAAGCAUAUUGGAUCUCCGAUUUGGGCUGAUUGCUUUGUCUACCGGGAGAGCCUAGUCGCAAUCAAGGGUGGAGAUGGGUUCCUAGAACAGGAUCAGUCGUCUGAUGUAGAUCAAAUUAUUUUAAACUUCUCCAAAAUGGAGUUCAGAUCAAGCUGA
Cornus florida is the source of this 1041-nucleotide messenger RNA. RefSeq names its product F-box/kelch-repeat protein At3g06240-like. The transcript has 2 exons. The coding region runs from base 1 to 1041 and encodes 346 amino acids. Lineage: Eukaryota; Viridiplantae; Streptophyta; Magnoliopsida; Cornales; Cornaceae. Gene Ontology annotation, molecular function: protein binding. The record is from RefSeq and is a predicted model, not a curated record.